Marchantia polymorpha subsp. ruderalis is the source of this 5315-nucleotide messenger RNA. The record is from the annotation of a GenBank genome assembly. NCBI's taxonomy places the organism in Eukaryota, Viridiplantae, Streptophyta, Marchantiopsida, Marchantiales, Marchantiaceae.
AGAACACGAUUUUUGUGUUCAAAUGUUGUCAUUGCCUUGAUCGCUCACACGAUUCAAUGAGAAGAUCUGAUUGAAGAGGAUGCAUACUUUUUCCCCGUGCUAGCCAUCGUAGUGUCUGUCUUCCCGUUGGUCUUGAUGCAGCUAGAUUCGCAGUCUCCCAGUACAACUGUAGAUUCAGUUUUUCCACAACCCAGAGUUCGUCACAUCUGAGAAAUCUAUGACAUUUUGCUUUCCCAUCGCGCCAUCUUUGCUGAGAACUUGAUUUCAGUGCAAGAGAAUUUAUGCCCAGCAGUCUCACGCAGACGAAUUGUGUCACUACGAAGGGAAGAUCUGUUUUCUUCGGGAGAGCCGGGCUUUCGGAUUGAAGAGAGGGCCUCCUGUACGCGUUGAAGGAGAGAGCAGGAGAGAAAGGAAGGGGCAGGUGCGUCCAUCGUCAGUCACGCUCCUGAACUUGCGACACGACUUGUGGAAUGGACUCCACACACGAGGAACCGGAGCUUCCCUCCGCCAUCCAGGACCUUGUCCAGCGUCUGGAAGGACAAGGCGAGCGUAUAAUCGCGCUUCCCGAUUUAACCGGGUCAGAAUUUCAGGAGUUCUUUCCGGAGCGUGCAUCACUUUCGACAAUCACAGGGUGGCGAAGCCAAGUGCGCCUUCGAGUGCUGGAGGCAAUCGGCAACUGCAACACCUUUGAGAGUCUGAACGUGGGAGACAUUUGUGGGGACGAUAUAUCGAGGUUGACGGCAAGCGAGUGGGAGAUCGUUUUCAGAGGUUUCAGGUCUAGCCCCGUUCUAGAAGAGAUAUCCCUUCGUUUUUUGAAAUGGAGUUCAGAUGCGGAAGUGGAGACCUUGUGCUUAGAGCUGGGGAGAAUUCUGAACUCCUCUAGCGUUACACGAUUAGAUGUGUACGGGUGCAGAUUGAGUGCCAGAUGUUGGUCGAAUCUCGCCUCAGGACUGCGAGGACAUUCCGAUUCUAAACUCCAGUCUUUGAUUGUAUGGGACGCGUUGGAGGACGAGAGUGCGGUGAAGCAUGUGGCUGAGAUGAUCAACAGUGCUCCUCUAUUAGAAACGUUGAGUUUAGAGAAAUGGAAGGAGUGGAAGGACAUGGAGGACGAGACCGUUGGAAUCCUGUCCCAGACGUUGAUCCAGAGCUCGUCGUUGAGAGAUUUGGGCCUAGGAGGCGCGGGGAAGUGGGGAGGGCCCUUGUUGCUGAAAGCAUUGGCCGGAGACGAUCGCAACCGAUCCAUUGAACGUCUUGAGUUGUCGCGUAUGGAUGGACUCGGAGACUGUUUAAGGGAAAUACUUAUUUCCAACCCAUCAUUGAAGGAAGUGAAGCUGUACAAGGUGAAGAUGAGUCCUGAGGAAUGGCACCAGCUCGGCGAAGUCAUACGUGACAAUGCUAUAGCCACAACUAUAUAUGUUAGCUUUUAUGGUGAUGACGACUGGAAGUCAAUGGAAGCUCUUGCUAGUUCUGCUAGCUCCGAUGUCAAUGACCCCACACUGGAGCUUGACAUAGGGAUUUGGGGGAAGGAGGAAGAUAAGGUGAAGUUGUCAUUAAACCUAUUAGGUAGGGUGCUGCGCGGGGAAAUCAAAUCUUUAAAAUCUCUGAGUAUAGGGAACUAUGAAGAUUUUCAGUUUAGAAAAUAUCUCACUUUCAGUAUCCUUCCGAUGAAUGGGAAAACUGGAGAAACCUCAGUCCAGAAGAGACUGGAAUUAUUCCUUCGAAGAGAAGAUAUUUCGAAGGGAGUAUUGGAGGAGCUGCUUCGGUGCAUGCGAGGGAACCACCUCACUCACUUGGAUUUGUGUCACUCCAGACUCGACCAGGAGGCGUUCAGGGACGUGAUGGGAGUACUGCAAGUGAACUUGGCUCUCAUCAAGGACCCCACACUGGAGCUUGACCUCCAAGCACGGAGUGAAGAUGAAGUGAUGUUAUCAUUAAACCUGUUAGGUAGGGUGCUGCGCGGUGAAAUCCAAUCUCUAAAAUCUCUGAGAGUGAGAAACCAGAGUGAGAAACCAAUUAUCACUUUCAGUAUCCUCCCGAUGAAUGGGAAAACUGGAGAAACCUCAGUCCAGAAGAGACUGGAAUUAUCUGUUCGAAGCGAAAAUCUUUCGAAGGGAGAAUGGGAGGAGUUGCUUCGGUGCAUGCGAGGGAACCACCUCACUCACUUGGAUUUGUCUGACUCUGAACUCGACGAGGAGGCGUUCAGGGACGUGAUGGGAGUACUGCAAGUAAACUUGGCUCUCCAGGAAAUCGACGUCUCACGAACAUCGUGGGCAACGGACGGAAAGGCGGCGCUGAUUCAAGAGUCUCUGCAACAGAACAAGGAGCGGGCCGUCUACAUGUCUGUGUUCCGGGAAGCAAACUUAACAUUCGGAGAUGCAAAAGCUGGCCGACUCUUCUUAUGCGGCUCUCCUCGAGCAGGAAAAACUCAAUUGCGUAAAACUUUGAUGAGGAUAAAUCAUAGCUGGCUACACAAAAGCAAUCUGUUCAAUAGAUGGGAGGUAUUGUGGAGGACCAAAGGGAUUGAAGUGGAGUUUUUGCGAAAAAAUGACGAAAUGCAAAUCUCAGUUUGGGAUCUUGCAGGACAAUGGAUUUUUCGUACCCUUCAAACUGUACUUUUCCCUCAAACCAGCAAUUUUUGUGUUUUUCUUUUUGUGUAUAGCCCCUUUUGUGAGGAAAAAUCUUCAAAGAAACCAGAUUCUUGUUUUGAAACUGAGUUGGAGGAUUGGUUGAGUUUCUUCACAUCUAGCAUUAGGGUCACUGGACGUGACCUUCCCCAAGUUUUUGUUGUCAUUUCACACAAGGACAAAGCCAUAUAUAGCUCUGUGAGUUGGGCUCAGUCAAUAGUUGAAAAACUCACCCAAAGAUUCGCAAAUUAUGUGGAUCUCCGCCCUAUUCAAGAGUGUUUUCAUGUGGAUGCUAGGAAGAAGAAGCAAGUUAGCUCUCUUAACAGACACAUUUUUGAGAAUUUCCACAAGUUGUUGAGUGAUAAAUCUCCACAGGUUCCCAAAUUGUGUUUACAACUCACCUCUCUCUUGGUUACAAACACCAAGAAGAACAAAAGUUUUCCUUUGUGGCCAUCCAAAAAGUUUUAUGACUUUUGUGUUUCCGAUUUGAAAAAAUUCAUUCCAUCUUCUUCUGCUCACUCUGUUGAACAUUCAAGGAUAAUGCAAUCUAUCAUAUCCUAUUUGAAUGAUGUUGGAUCCAUCAUUUACAUCCCCAACCUUGAUUACAUCAUUGUCGAUCCCAACUGGCUCACUAAUACCUUCUUGGGUGAGCUAAUAGCUCUGGGUCAAAACUUUCAAGCUCAAGAGCCAGAGUCUUCUUAUAGAAUGAGCUCAUACGCAAGCAAGGACGGAUUUGUGAGUGAGAGUGUCUUUGUUCGGUUGAUAGAAGAGUUUCUGGGAAACCAAUCACAUGGACAGAGAGGUGUGGAUAGAGAGAAGCUUGAAAACAUACUUGUCAAUUUAGAUUUGUGUUUCAAGCUCAAAGAUACUUCUCAGUAUUUCAUUCCUUCUUUCAUCCCGGAGCAUGCAAGCAAAGAAGAACAGAAGCAUGAAGAAGGGGCACACGUGGACUCAAUGUUUUGGGAUAAUAGGAGUGAGACUUCACAGUUUGUCGGCAUUCGAAUUCAGUGCCAAGAUGAAAUAACAAUGUCCCUGACUGCUGCUUUUUUUCCACGCUUCCAGAUGUUCAUAAGACGCAAGUUGAUAUCCGAGGAGAUGGGUGUUUUCGAGGAGAAUGUUAUCUGCUCUCGACAUUAUCUGCGACUUUUCCUUGACGGGCAUCAAAUAUAUAUCGAGCACAUUCAGAAUGAAAAGUCUCACAAAUACGUAGAUGUUCUGAUGUUAUGCUCGAGUCAGAAGUCAAAGGAGGCAGCUAUUACAUAUGUGAGGAAGCAUAUCGUCCAGGAGUUGAUAUCAUUUUGCGCAUCACCAAAAGGCUGUCUUGGGGUGGCGUUAGUGCUCGGUGUGAUCCAGACUUUUUGCGUGGAGAUGCUGAUUCCAAGUCGUCUCAGAAAAGUCAUUCUGAUCGAGACCCUGAAAUCGGACUUCAUUCGUAGCAUCAAUGGCAAACUUGAGGAAAUGCCGUUGGAAAAGUCGCACUUGAUGGAGAAGGAAGAGUUGUUUCACUAUGAGCACUGUUGGCCUCCGAUUGGAAGAUACACCGGCCAAAUAUCUGAACUAGCAAGGGAUUUGUUGUGGGAGAGCGAUGUGGAAGCAGUUGUGAAUGAGAUUCACCAGAAUCGAAUUCAACAAUUGGAGUCAUUGGAGGAAGGUAUAAUUAGCGUGGAUAAUGGUUUGGCUUUAUGUUAUCCUGAAGCUGAAAACAUGAAUAGCGGCUCCGAUGCCCCCCAAAUAAAAGACCUCAAACCACUCUCAUCCAGGUGCUUGAGUCGAUCCAGCACAAGUGUGGAGAAUCGUUCGACUCGACUUGUUUUGUUCAAGAUUGAGCAACUAAAAGGAGAGGUUCAGGGUUUGCAUAAAAAGGUUGAUGAUUUGGAUGAGAGGUUGAGAGAAGUGCAUAGCAUCAUGCAAAGAGUGGACAUGAAAAUGGAACACAUACUCUCUGUGCACCAAGAACUGCAGUCAAAGUUGAGUGUCUUCAUGUCUAAGGUGGACAGGAGCAUUGGCUAUUCGCAAGAGAUUCAGCAGCGGAAAACGCCCAAACGACCUUAUGUUACGGAUGAUGUGGGACAUUUCUAUAGGUUGAGUGCAGGUCUGCAUGUCGGGAAAAUUGUUCGACUUCACUUGAUGUGUGAGUCGAUGACUGGGUUUCACACUGUCAAAGAUCAAGAAGGGUUGAAGUUACGAUUGGAUUUGGAGAAGUGGGAGUGGAUUCGGAGAACUAUUGAAAUUUCAUACAAAGUCAUAUAUUAUGGUGCAAAGGCUGCAUUGACUAAGUUCUGCGGGUUGGGCGAAGCGAUUCCGGCCUGGGCAGAUUUGGAAGCGGAUAUUGUUAAACUGGAUGGUAUUAGCAGUGAAGAUCGCAAGGCAGUUCUAACAGGUGGGGAAAGCAAGGAGCUGCAAGAAGCAUGGUUGAGGAUUCAGCAAAUUCUUGCGCCUGAACUUGAAUAUUCCAAAAUCUUCAAGUUGUAUCAGGUGAAGUACGUGAGUUUAAAAAAAGGUGGGCAUGCAUGGGUGUGCGAGGAGUGCAUGAAUAAAGGCCUGCGUUGUGGAAUUUUGACAAGUUAGGAUUUAGAAGAGGUUAGAAUGCCACUAUGCAAUUGACAAGCAUAUGUUUGGACCCAUAUGCAAUAUACAACUCUGCAAAUUGUUCCUUGUAGUUUUCACAAGAAGAAAUCUUCUAUAAUCUUU